This is a messenger RNA of Peromyscus leucopus (white-footed mouse), 7071 nucleotides long. RefSeq lists its product as uncharacterized. Bases 256 to 5196 code for a protein of 1646 amino acids. The transcript has 6 exons. NCBI's taxonomy places the organism in Eukaryota, Metazoa, Chordata, Mammalia, Rodentia, Cricetidae. The record is from RefSeq and is a predicted model, not a curated record.
AGACAGGGAAGAAGGAAGGAUGCAGGCAUGUCUGGUCAACGCUGCUUCUAAUGUUCCCCGAGGAGACGCUCAUUCUGAGCCCGCCCUGGGUCAAGAAAAAGUGCAUUUUCAGGGGUUAAAUAACUCCACUUUCUUGCAACCCGACCCACAGAUCUCUUUUCUCUUGUCUGGGGCUUGGCUGGCGUGUUUAUUUUUCACUCAUCUAAUGCUAUUCUGAUGACAUGUUACAUAAACUUCGUUCUUUAGAAGUUAUGAAUGCCAGACUUCCAGGGGUCGCGGGGGCAAAUCCGAAUUCAGGUGUCUGUCUCCCAUGUAGGUUCAGGGUUUGGAGCUGCCACUAAAGCAAUGUGCAUUGGGAUGCGGUACUGGAAGCCAGAACGACUGGAGACCCUUAUUGAAAUCAGCAUUGAGUGCGGCAGAAUGACCCACAACCAUCCCACAGGUUUCCUUGGAUCCCUGUGCACUGCUCUGUUCGCCUCUUACGCAGUACAAGGCAAGCCACCUGUACAGUGGGGAAGAGAUAUGCUGAAGGUGCUUCCGCUGGCUGAGGAGUAUUGUAGGAAGACCAUCCGGCACAUGGCAGAGUACCAAGAGCACUGGUUUUACUUUGAAGCAAAAUGGCAGUUUUAUCUGGAGGAGAGAAGAAUCAGCGAAGACACAGAGAACAAAGCCACCUUCCCCGACAACUAUGACGCUGAGGAGAGAGACAAGACAUACAAGAAGUGGAGCUCAGAAGGCCGAGGCGGGCGGCGCGGCCACGAUGCCCCCAUGAUUGCCUACGAUGCCCUCCUUGCUGCAGGGAGCAACUGGACCGAGCUGUGCCAGCGGGCCAUGUUUCAUGGAGGCGAGAGCGGAGCCACAGGGACCAUCGCCGGCUGCCUGUUCGGGUUGCUGUACGGCCUGGCCACCGUUCCCCGGGGCUUGUACCAGGAACUGGAGCACAAGGGCCGACUGGAGGACUUGGGCACAGCCCUGCACCGCUUGUCCACAGAAGAAAACUCCAGGAACAGCCAGAUCUUCCAUGAGAAGAUGGCCAUUGAUGCGCAGACACUCAAGAAGAAGAUAGGCAGGACAUGCGACGAGGCAGCCCGCACCAUCCUCAACAGCCUCCUGCUUUACGUCUUGGACCGUGCGGACCGGCCCCAGGAGGCAGGAAACAGAGCAACCAGGGUCAACCGCCCACCCCAGCUCCAGGAGGCGGGCCCGAGACCCACACGGUUCCAGCUUCUACAGGCUAAGUUCAUGGGCACGGGCCGGGAGCCCCACCUCAAGAAGACCCGGGAAGUGGGCCGGCUGAUCUCCAAGGACAAGCAAGGGCCGGGCAGGAGUUUUGUAAAUGCCACUAUCAACAAGCUCCUAGAAAAGACCAAGGAAGGAGCCAACGGUGCCAGCCAGAGGACCCCAAGCAGUGAGAAGCCCCGGUGGAGCCCCGCGAGUGGGAAGAGCACCGUGAAAAACAUCCUAAAGAAGUUCUUGGCUGCAGAAGAGAAGGAAGCCAAGGAGAAAGAGGCGCGAGAGAAACCCCCUGCCCAGCGGCCUGGUGCUGCCAGGGGCCUCCUGCCGCGGAUCGUGGGCCGGAGCUCCAUCCUCUCCAAGCUGAGAGAAAGAUUUGAACAGAGCGGUUGUCUGCACUCGGAGGCUGGUGUGCUGCCCCUGCACAGGGAAGGACGGAAGAGCAAGAGUCUCCAGAAGAAGAAAGUGCACAGGCCACAAGUGCGGGUGCUCCACGUGGCCACCAUGGCUACCAGCUGCACCAGAACUCCCCCUGCCCGGUUCCUGGCCUGCACAGCCGAGCCCCUGCCAGCCCUCAGCAUCGCCACCGUUGUCUGCGGCCCCCAGAGCUGGCUGUCCCAUUGCGCAAAGCUUAGUCACUCGGAGUCCAGACGCUGGCCCGUUGGAGAAACCAUCAUGUCCUCCAGCUCAGAAAGCCUGGAACCCCGAGGAAACGAAUCCAAAGAACUCAUGAAUGAGGAGCGCAAGGAACAACUCCAGUCCUCGGUGUCCCAGGCCACGCCUCCUGUGGGCAGUCACGUGGCUAUGAACGUGGGUUUCUCGGGCAUGUCUACCAAAGGCCAAGACCUGUCUGGCCAUGCAUCCGUGUUGUCCCCACUUGGACUGGACAGCCCCAGAGAUACUGGGGUAGUCAGGAAGGACAGAAGAACAGAGCCCAAUACACAGGAGGUGGCGCCUGACACCCAGGGAGUGAAGGAUGGCACAAGAGAGGCCCCUGAAAUCACCAUGACUGUGUUCAGCUCUGAGGAUGAGGCAGAAAGGACACCUUCAGGCCCAGAAAGAGAGCCCUUCUUUGCCAUCCAGAGGCACCUUCCGGAACAGGAGGCAGUGGCUCAGAUCCCCCUCCCAGCCCCUUUAGCAGUCCAGGCUGAGCGGCGAACGCAGGCCGCCAUCAGGCCUCCGCAGAUAACAGUACAGCUUCCCGUUGUUCACGAAAUGCCAGCCUCUCCUGGCCCUCUGCAACAUGCCACAAGUCGUGAAGACGAUUGUUCUCAAGUUCUGAGACGAGAGGAUGGGACUGAAAAUAAACAAGCCGCGUUUUCCACUGGGACUGAGGAUAGGAGGGGUUACCAAACCCCCACAGCACUGAGUAAACCCCACGGGAUGCCAGUGAGUCUCCAGCCUGCAGCAGAAGGUGGACUCCAGGAAGACAGAAGAGAUGACACCCAUGUGGUUGGUGAUGCCUCACAGAUGUUCCCAGUUCCAAUCCCUUCAAGAACGUUUCCUGGUGGAACAGAGAAAAAAAAGCACAGCCCCGAGGACUCACGUGACCUCAGGAAUUGCAGUGGAACUUCGGAAGAGUGUAUCUCUGACCUCACCUGGGAAAGGCAUCUGUGUCCAGAAUCCAGUGAGGCCCCUCCAGCUGGCAAUGGCACCUCAAGUCAUCCCAGUGUUGGGAGAGGCUAUGCAGGAGUGGGCACCAGCUCGGCCACUGGCCUCCAGCAAGGGGUAUCCCCCACAGUGCAGGUGCCACCCCAGGGCUGCGUAAGGCCUGGGGGUUCUCUAGCGUCAGGCAAAAACAUCCAGUUUGGGCAGGAAGAGUGCAAAGGGCCCCUGAACGAGUCGGCUUCACCCCCAAGCAUGGCUCAGGAAAGCGUCAGACAUGAUUUGGGCAACGACAGCCAGUCCACAUUCGAUGAACAGCCUACUGCAAGCAUCGGAGUCUCUGGGGAGGCGACAGCUAGAGGGACCGUCACUGGUCUCACAAUGCCGCAGCCAAGUAGCACCCAGAACCCUGAAUGCAGGAUAACGGCACGGCCAUCUGGUGCUCAGGACGCCGAACCCAAGAUAACGCCACCUAAGGGUGGUUCCAAGGAUGCUGAACACAAGAAAACGCCCCAGACAAGCGGUGCCCAAGAUGUCAAACACAAGCAGAUGUCAUGGGCAAGGGACACCCAGAACAAUGUACACAAGCUGACACCACAGCCACCUGUUUCCCCAGAUGUUGAACCCACGAUGACACCAGGUCUAGGUACUUCCCAAGAGCCCAAGCCCAAGCUAGCACUGGGACCCAGUGGUACCCAGAAUGCCGAGCACAAGACAGAAGAUAGAACCCGAGACACGAAACAGGUGACACCAUGGCCAGAUGGUACCCAGGAUAAUGAACACAAGAUAACGCCACACGGUGCCCAGGGCCCUGAACACAAGGCGGUGUCACAGACGGGUGAUGCCCAAGAUGCUGAACACAAAACAACCAUAUGGACAGGUGGUGCCCACACCCCUAGACAGAAGGCAACAUUGCAGCCAGGCGGUACCCAGGAUGCUAAAUACAAGACAAUGCCACAAGUAGGUGGUACCCAAGACACUGGACACAAGAGGUCAGCACCAGUCGGUGAUGGCCAGGAUGGUGAACGUGGGCCUGAACACAAGACAACACCGUGGUCAGGUAGUAUCCAGGACUACAGAGACAAGGUAACACCAAACGCCGGCAGCCACCCUUUGGUAUUGAGCAGGUCCUCGAAGGAGGAGUGCAGAGCCACGGAAGGAAGCAUCUCAGAAGACACGGUGCAGACCCACGUCCUAAUGUCGGCAGCCCCGGCUGCUGAGCCGGGGGAAGCUGCAGAUUCCUGCCCGGUGCCUGUUAAGUCUCCACCGUGUGCUUCAAGUGAGCCAGUGCUGAGAACAAGCAGUUUGGGUACCGAGAACAAAUUGACGGUCCUGCAAAGCACAGCAUCCCCAAGGAUGCAUCUGGGCCACUCACCACCGCCCUCUGUGGGCCUACAGGCACUGGGCGGAAAGCAUCCUGAGAGAGAACAACACUGCUCUGGUGCACCACAUUCCUCUACAUAUCCUCUGAGGCCAGCCGCAGAGGGAGAGACCAGGCAGGUGGAGCCGGCCUAUGGUCCAGAGCCUCCUGUGUCCACCCAGAAGGCAGAGCAUAGGUCUUCCCUUCCUCAGACAAAAAGCUUAGGGAGUGAAGCCAGAGAGAGUCUACCAACACAGGGGGACAUGGGCCGGCCGCAGGGUCACCUUGGACCAGAGGAAACCGGUACAGGGCAUGCAAGAUUACACCAGACUGGACAGUCGGAUGUUCUGUGUGUGGCAGAGCCCGAAAAGAUGCCAGUGGAAGAGAAUCCCUGCUGGCACAGGGACAGGGAUCAGGAGCAUCCCCUGAGGCCACUGGGCACGCAGGAAAGGAGCCCAGCUCAAGGAGACAACCUUCAGGAUGAUGAGAACCUAGCCACCCCAGGGAACCCUAGGAAGCCUUGUGGCUUGGCUAUGCAGAAACGGACCCAGAGUCAGGCACAGGCCAGCCAGCCAGUACCUCAGGCCUGGGGACAGCCUGACAGCACACCUGAAGAGGAAAUGACUGCUGGCCCACGUGAGGAGCCUCCCAGUCUGGGCCCCACUCCUGGCCAUCAGCAAAGCCCAGGUGCCCCGCACCUGCCCCAAGAAGGCCAGACCCUGGCUAGUAGCAGGACCACAGCCUGCUCCCUUGACAGAGCAGAUGACUCUCCCUGGCUCACCUUGAAUGCUGGGGGCCACCCGCUCUUCCAAACCCUUGCCCAGGAUGGGCCCCCAGAUGCUCCCAGGGCAGAAAAGGACCCCUCAGACCAUAGGCAUCGCAGGUCGGUGCAGUUUGCAAAAUAUCGUGCCCAGAGCUUCCGUGACCAGAAAGCCUUUGAUCUGUCCUUUAGGCCCAGAGUCCUCAGGGCGAGUGAUACUUUUGAGCCCCCAAAGUGAGGACUCACUUGGAGCCAACAUGCUUGUCUCCGAAUGAACAUGACUUUGAGCAUCCCCUGAAGAGAAAAUGUAGACAUUAGUGUAGACAUUAGUGUCUCUCAUUUCCUCUCACUUGACAUGAACUAGUCCUGGGGAUGCAUGUGGGUGGUGCUUCCCAUGUUUGAAGCCAGGCUUCUUCAAAUGAGGGAGGUGUUAGCUAUCCAAGGCUGCUGGCUGUGGCCCACAUCUUUCACGGGUCCUCGUGACGUCUGACCGGCACUGUGACGUGGAGGACACAGAGACCUCACUCCUGUCUUGACAGAGGAGGGAUCAGAGCCGUGGGCUGCCCACUGGCCCUCUGCUCCCCCAGAGCUUCCCCGCCAUGCCCCUGCCUACUACCCAAAGUCAGUGCCUGUGACCUAUGACCUGUGACCUGACCCUUACAUACGUGGGAAGUGCAAGGCUUGCCAAGCCCUGUCCCACUUCUAAGCCGGUACCAGAGUCUCUCUGAUCUCAGCAGGCAGAACCUUGGGGUCACGGACUGGCUUAUCCCUUCAGCAGACAUCAGGAGAGGCGACCCCAAGGAGCCACAGGAGGCGGACUCAGUGUUGAUUUGAGGCACACAACUCCAAGCACGCUUUUCUUUAGAACUGGGUGGCCACCUCUAUUGUCCCUGCGACUGCCUAGCAUCCCUAGCGGGACUCAUGAGGCAACCCUCCCACUGCACGAGCUGCACGGGAUUGCAGUGUCCGGCUGCUGACUGCAUCUCCGUCUGGAGAAGCUGCUGUCCUGAGGCGUACGACGAAGGUGACCCUCAGCCAUUGCAACACGGCUUAGGAUCGUUUCCACGAACAGCUCACGGGUUCCAGACGGCCCCGUGCGUGGGUCUGUGUAACACAUCCGAGCAGUCUGCACCUCUUCACGCUCUGGUCGUCACGCCACCUGACUUGUGGGGAUGCCCCACACCCCACAGAACCGCAGAAGAGCUGAGGUGGUGGUCAGCAUCCCAGGAUGCUCUCCUUCGGGUGGUGAUUUCCUAGGUUUCUGCUCCUUGGAGACUGGCCCUUUGCUUUCCCCACAACUGAGAAAUUCCCUAAAAUGCUCUCCCCGCUCUGGAGCGGGCUCUCUAUCCUCUGGGACUUGCUUUGUUUUCUAACUCAAAUAUCCACAACAAGAAUGUCCUGUCCUUUUCCUGAUGCGGCUGGCUAUGGGUGUCCCCACCCCAGCUCAGGGAUGCCUGAGUGGACAAAUGGGUCGUAACACAAGGGUUUCUCGGGCAUUGAGCUCAGGGCUCCCUCUGUAGGAGGCAGGGUUUUUGCUGAAGUUACAGGGGAUGUUUGAAUUUCCUGAACACAGGGGACUGCCCCCUUGUGUCCUGUGUUCCAUCCUGGGGUCAUCUCCCAUAUCCUGGGGUCCUGAGGAGAUAGAUGCCUUGGUUUUGGUUUUUCAAGCCCAGCCAAUAUUGACGGUACAUGGAGCUACAGGGUACAAAGAUUCCCUACCCUAGCCAGAGUCGCUAUGAAGCCAGCUCCUAGGGACUAUGAGACAGGAGGGUAGUCCCAGCAGAGGCCACGGAGCUCCUAUGGGCCUUUUCAGAGUUAUCAACAAGAUCUGCUCACACCAGGCGUGGCCAUGUAGUUGGGAGGUAGCUGGAACCCUUGGAGUGCCCAGGUAUGGCUAUCUCCCGCCAGACAGGUGCAAAACCAGUUUACAGGUUUCUUUCUUUAUACACUUUGUUCCACAAAGGACAUGGGUGAUGUUUGAUAAAAAGCAUGAGAGGCGGAGGAGAUAAAACCUGCAUGCUCAAUGGGCAUCCCUUUAAAAGGUGACAGUAAUGGGACUUCGAUGAAGGGUUUUGUUCGUUUGUUUUUAAGAUGGAGUACUUUUGCAAAAAAA